Carassius gibelio (silver crucian carp) is the source of this 1277-nucleotide messenger RNA. RefSeq names its product protein CREG1. The coding region runs from base 78 to 707 and encodes 209 amino acids. The record is from RefSeq and is a predicted model, not a curated record. NCBI's taxonomy places the organism in Eukaryota, Metazoa, Chordata, Actinopteri, Cypriniformes, Cyprinidae. The transcript is spliced from 4 exons.
UGUUCAGUGUUCAGUCAGUGAUCUGUGGUCAUACUCGUGUGUGCUCGGCUGUUUACAGUGGCUGGUUUGGUUCACUGAUGAUGAUGAUGAUGAUGAUGAAGGGUCGCGCGCUGCUGGCGGUGUGUGUGGCGCUCGUCGCCGCUCUCGGUGGCUCUCUGUCGGUUCCGCCGCAUGAGGAGGUGGCUCGUAUGGCCCGGUUCGUGGUCAAUAAGUGCGACUGGGCUUCGAUGGCCACGAUCUCCACUCACGAUCCGGUCCGAGGACAGCCGUUCUCCAACGCCUUCUCCAUCAGCGACGGGCCCGUGGGCAACGGAACCGGAACCCCGUACCUGUACCUCACACACCUGGAGAUCUCGGUGCAGGACCUGCAGGUGAAUCCCCAGUCAUCUCUGUCCGUGUCUCUGGCUCAGACCAGUUACUGUAAGAAUCAUGGAUUUGAUCCUCAGAGUCCGCUGUGUGCUCACAUCAUCCUGUCGGGCUCUGUGGUGGAGGUGAAUGGCAGUGAGGCAUCGGUGGCUAAAGCCGCUCUGUUCAGUAGACACCCAGAGAUGAUUGAUUGGCCAACUGACCAUAACUGGUUCUUCGCCAAGAUGAACAUCACACAGGUCUGGGUGCUCGAUUACUUCGGCGGAGUGAAAACCGUCACACCGGAGGAGUAUUACCGAGCCACUCCGUACCAGAAACACAGUGGAAGUGACACGCUGUGAUCCUGGUAAACCGGAGCAGAAUCACUGAAGGAGUGUUUCAGAAGAGACUUGGUUUUAUCAAUGUUUCUCAGGUUGAUUCUGUUUGAACUGUGUUUGUCUGUGAGAGAUGUAUUAAUCACAUGUUGUUAAUUUCUCCAUAACAUUAAUUCUUUUGUAAGCAUUUUGUAAAAUGCUCCUGAAUGAUUUUUGCAGUUUGCACAAGUGCCUUCAUUUAACCCUUUGCAGAUUCACACCAAAGGCAGAUUGAAAUGUAAAGAAAGCCUUGUGUGAUUCAUCGGUCACUCAUAGGUGUCCUUACCCCUGACCUUUGACCCCUUCUGACCCCUGUAGCAGGAAAUGUGAACGUCACAACAAGUUUUUGGGUUGUGCAGCUCCGACUGGAAAGGCUUCUAGCCUUAAACAAGUUUCUGCUCACUUUGCUUGUAUUUUUACACUCAUCUGACGUCUUCCAGCCCUGUAGAAUCACACAGACGCCAGUCAAAUCAUAUUUACUCAGUGAUUAUUUUUCUAAUGCUGAUGUGUAUUUUUUUGUAAUGAUGCAGUGAAUUAAAGCGCAGAUUUUGGAUUGGA